Messenger RNA from Musa acuminata subsp. malaccensis (wild Malaysian banana), 1865 nucleotides. Its product is annotated as cell division protein FtsZ homolog 2-1, chloroplastic. Gene Ontology annotation, biological process: chloroplast fission. Gene Ontology annotation, molecular function: GTPase activity; GTP binding. Gene Ontology annotation, cellular component: cytoplasm; chloroplast. NCBI's taxonomy places the organism in Eukaryota, Viridiplantae, Streptophyta, Magnoliopsida, Zingiberales, Musaceae. The record is from RefSeq and is a predicted model, not a curated record.
UGUCACCUCGCCCCCUUUCGCCUCUCUCUCUCUCUCUCUCUCAGAGACGCCCCCGAGAACAGCUCAACUCCUUGCAGGUGGCUUCCGAUUAAUCUUUGUAGGUUUCGGAGACCAAUUAAUCGAUGCCACUGCAAAUGCUUUAGGAGACACCGUUGUUUCCUCGAACCCUUCUGAGAUUUCGUGUUUCCGUCUUGAUGGCGACGCCCCGGGCGUGCAUUUCGCCCCUACAUGGUCGAUGCUCUGUUGGUGUUUCCGCGGUUCACGUGGGAAGACCCCUCUUGGAGGGACGCCCAAGCAGCAUAUCCGGCAUCUUCCUGCGCUUCGACCCAAAGGAUGUGUCGAGUUCGCGUCUUAGAUGUUCGGCGAAUCAAAACAGCUUCGGCUCGUACCACGACAAGGACCCGUUCUUGCAUCUCCAUCCCGAAGUUUCGUUGCUCCGAGGAGAGAGAAAAGACGCAGUUAGUGACGCGAGGAACGACAAGACAGGUGCCAGCAUUGUCGAGAACUUGAGGGACUCCGCUGCUCAGGACAAUUAUAAUGAGGCCAAGAUCAAGGUUAUUGGUGUCGGCGGUGGAGGCUCCAAUGCCAUCAAUAGAAUGAUUGAGAGUUCAAUGAAAGGUGUGGAGUUUUGGAUCGUCAACACAGAUGUCCAAGCGAUGCGGAUGUCUCCUGUCUUUCCCGAGAACCGUUUGCAAAUUGGUCGGGAGUUAACCAGGGGACUUGGAGCUGGUGGGAACCCAGAUAUUGGUAUGAAUGCCGCCAAUGAAAGCAAAGAGUCCAUUGAGAUGGCGCUUGCUAGUGCUGACAUGGUUUUCGUCACAGCUGGAAUGGGUGGUGGAACUGGAACUGGUGGUGCUCCUGUAAUUGCAGGAAUUGCUAAAUCAAUGGGCAUCUUGACUGUCGGUAUUGUUACAACCCCAUUUUCAUUUGAAGGACGAAAGCGCACAGUUCAGGCACAGGAAGGAAUUGCAGCUCUGAGAAACAAUGUUGACACCCUUAUUGUAAUACCGAAUGACAAAUUAUUGACUGCAGUUUCUCCAAAUACUCCUGUGGCAGAAGCAUUUAACUUGGCUGAUGAUAUUCUUCGACAAGGUGUUCGUGGCAUCUCUGAUAUAAUCACGGUUCCAGGUUUGGUUAAUGUUGAUUUUGCUGAUGUACGUGCAAUUAUGGCAAAUGCAGGUUCAUCUCUAAUGGGUAUAGGCACUGCUACAGGGAAAACAAGGGCAAGAGAUGCUGCUCUAAAUGCAAUUCAGUCACCAUUGCUUGAUAUUGGUAUUGAAAGGGCUACAGGAAUCGUUUGGAAUAUUACUGGAGGAAAUGAUCUUACGUUAUACGAGGUCAAUGCUGCAGCAGAAGUCAUAUAUGACCUUGUUGAUCCAGGUGCAAAUUUGAUAUUUGGAGCAGUUAUUGACCAGUCACUUUGUGGUCAAGUGAGCAUAACACUGAUUGCUACUGGUUUCAGACGCCAGGAUGAGAGUGGAAGUCGACCAUUGCAGGGGGCACAAAUUGGUGGAGAUAACCUUGGAAAAAACCGACACACUUCGUCUCCUCUUACUGAAGGUAGCAUGAUCGAGAUUCCUGAGUUCCUCCGGAAAAAAGGACGUUCACAUUACCCAAGAGCUUGAUAUUUGUCGUCUGUAAAGUUUUUUCUUUUUAUACUUUUCUCAUGGAUAUAGGUCCUCGCAGACCCUCACCUUUGUGGGAGCCUUGCGCACUGGGCCACCUUUUUUUUCCUGUCAUCUUAGGUAUAUGUUAUAAUAGCAUAAUGGUGCCAGCUGACAUACUAUGUUUCUGGCUAAGGUUUUGAGUAAAUUCAUAUUUGUCUUGAAACUACUAUCAAACUUGGUAGCUGGUUGCUGGGUGAA